Molecule: messenger RNA, 2882 nt
Organism: Syngnathus typhle (broad-nosed pipefish)
Lineage: Eukaryota; Metazoa; Chordata; Actinopteri; Syngnathiformes; Syngnathidae
Gene: cpt1b
Product: carnitine palmitoyltransferase 1B (muscle)
Exons: 20
Coding region: 321-2675 (784 amino acids)
Biological process (GO): carnitine metabolic process; fatty acid metabolic process
Cellular component (GO): mitochondrion
Molecular function (GO): carnitine O-palmitoyltransferase activity
Source: RefSeq, a predicted model, not a curated record
AUAAAGGUUGUAACUUGUCCGCAUGUGGCUGACAAAAUGUGAUGUCAUCCUAAUUUUGCUUGCUGUGUUUUUUUUUAGUUUUUUUUUUUAAUUGUCGUCACAGUGAUUUCCUGCCAAGUCACAAGCAAAACAAACAAGCCAGAGAGGGGGGAGCGAGAUCGAGCGCUGUUGGACUUAAGUGGGGGAGUGCAGUUGGGAGUUGCCACCUGAGUGAAGAAGCCCUUGGAGGGCACAAAGCUGAGAGGGGACAGAGUGCUUCAUUGCAAAAAGCCACCACUGCCUUUCUACUUCCUCACAGUCAAGCCAAGUGAUUAGGAGCGAUGGCUGAAGCCCAUCAGGCGGUGGGCUUCCAGUUCACUGUGCGUCCGGAUGGCGUGGACCUCAAACUGAGCCAGGAAGUUAUCACUAACAUCUGCCAGGCUGGUCUGACGGCGUGGAAGAAGAGAGCCAUACGGUUCAAGAAUGGGAUCUUGGCUGGCCUGUAUCCGGCCAGUCCGUCCAGUUGGCUGAUUGUGGUUAUCGUCAUGAUAAGUAGCUUAUACACGGGCCUGGACCUCUCGCUGGGAAUUAUAAACUCCAUCCAGGAAAACAUACCGCUCAGAGGAUAUCUAUCAGUGCAGACGGGCGCGGUCCUGAGCGCCGUGGUGUUCGCCAGUGCCGCGUGGCUCUUCCUCAUCUACCUGCUCAGGUACACCCUCAAAGCUCUCCUCUCCUACCAUGCCUGGAUCUUUGAAUCCCACGGAAAGAUGAGCACGUCCACUCAAGUGUGGCUGAACCUGGUGAAGAUGUUUUCAGGGCGCAGACCACUUCUUUACAGCUUUCAGGCGUCCUUACCCCGACUACCCGUACCCAAGGUGGAAGACACGAUCUGCAGGUAUCUGGAGUCGGUGCGUCCUCUUUUAGAUGAUGAGCAAUAUGAGGAAAUGAAGAUUUUGGCCAAUGAUUUUAAAGAGUCAGAGGCUGCCCAGCUGCAAAGAUACUUGAUCCUCAAGUCUUGGUGGGCCUCCAAUUAUGUAAGUGACUGGUGGGAGGAGUACAUCUACCUGAGAGGCAGAGGCCCAAUUAUGGUCAACAGUAACUUCUACAUCAUGGACCUUCUGUAUGUGACGCCAACUCACCGGCAGGCAGCGCGUGCGGGCAAUGUGGUGCACGCCAUGCUGCAGUACAGACGCAAACUGGAGCGUGGUGAACAUGCGCCGCUGAGGGCUCUGGGAACGGUUCCCAUGUGCUCCGCUCAGAUGGAGAGGAUGUUCAACACAACUCGCAUCCCAGGCAUUGAAACAGAUUUUGUGCAGCACCUGAGUGACAGGAAGCACGUGGUGGUGUACCACAAGGGUCGCUUCUUCCAAGUGUGGCUGUACAUGGGGGGACGUCACCUCUUACCCAGCGAGCUGGAGACCCAAUUUAGCAGGAUCCUUAAUGAUACAUCCGAGCCCCAGCCUGGUGAGCUCAAACUAGCCGCGUUGACUGCUGGAAACAGGGUUCCGUGGGCUCAGGCUCGGAUGAAAUACUUCAGCCAAGGAGUGAACAAAGCGUCCUUGGACGCGGUGGAGUCGGCAGCCUUCUUUCUGGCAUUGGAUGACGAAUCUCAGGGUUACGACGCUGCCAGCAACUCUCUGGACCGCUAUGCCAAAUCUCUGCUGCAUGGAAAGUGCUACGACAGGUGGUUUGACAAAUCUUUCACCCUCAUAGCUUAUCCCAAUGGCAAAAUGGGAAUAAACGCAGAACAUUCGUGGGCUGACGCACCUAUCGUGGGACACAUGUGGGAGUACGUCAUUGCCACGGACUGCUUCCAGCUGGGCUACACAAAGGAGGGCCACUGCAAAGGAGACGUAAACCAAGGCCUCCCUUAUCCCACACGACUCCAGUGGCUCAUUCCAAAGGAGUGCCAAAAUGUGAUCGAGACGUCCUACCUUUCUGCUAAAAAGAUAGCGGAUGAUGUGGACUUCUUCGCCUACGUCUUUGGUGCAUUUGGCAAAGGCCUGAUUAAAAAGUGCCGGACCAGCCCGGACGCUUUCAUUCAGCUGGCCUUGCAGCUGGCACAGUUCAGGGACCAGGGGGAAUUCCGCUUGACAUACGAGUCUUCCAUGACGCGCAUGUUCAGAGAUGGCCGCACGGAGACGGUGCGUUCGUGCACCUCUGAGGCUGUCGCCUUCGUCAGAGCAAUGGAGGACCGACAGACAACCAACACGCAGAGGCUGGCGCUGUUUCGGAAAGCGUCCGACAAGCAUCAGAACAUGUACCGUCUAGCCAUGACCGGUUCCGGCAUCGACCGACAUCUUUUCUGUCUCUACAUUGUGUCCAAGUAUCUGGGCUUAGAUUCACCGUUCCUAAAGCAGGUUCUAUCGGAACCGUGGAAGUUGUCCACCAGUCAGACUCCUCAGCAGCAGCUCAACUUGGUGGACAUCAAUAAGUUCCCGGAAUAUGUCGGGGCUGGAGGCGGAUUUGGCCCUGUGGCCGAUGACGGUUACGGCGUGUCUUACAUCAUUGUUGGAGAAAACCUCAUCACAUUCCACAUCUCCUCCAAGUUCUCAAGCCCUGACACGAACUCGCGCAGGUUCGGUCAACACAUCAGCAAAGCCAUGAUGGACAUCCAAACGCUUUUCCAUCCCAUAAACAAGACGAUGACAGACGAGUCUAAGAUGCAGCUCAGCAACGGCAAGAAGCAUAUGUAGCAGACCUGCGUAUGUGUGCAUACUGUAUGUAAGUGUGCAGACUGUAUUUAAGUGUGUGUGUGUGUCUAUGCAACAGUUGAUGCAGUUGCGAUGAUGUCAACACACGCACUCAUCAUCAUGAAUGCUCCUGUAAGUUAUUGCUCUGUAUAUUGCGCCUUUGUGAAUCCAAACCUUGUAAAUAAAGCAUCCGCACUGAUUUCAUAUUUA